Messenger RNA from Microthlaspi erraticum, 408 nucleotides. NCBI's taxonomy places the organism in Eukaryota, Viridiplantae, Streptophyta, Magnoliopsida, Brassicales, Brassicaceae. The record is from the annotation of a GenBank genome assembly.
AUGGUAUAUACAAGGGUUGGUGUUUGGAUACCUCAGUGCCCCCCAAAGAACUGGGAGGCUAGGUCGUGGUCUGGAGAUGGGAGACGGCCAUCAGGAGCACUCCAUCAACUGGGUUCGCUCACUCGAUCGAGCUUGCGGCUCCUCUUCUUCCUCUUCUUCAUCGAAAGUGUGUGUGGCUCCUUGGCCUUGGUGGAGCUGGCUAGCUCGAAGCUUGUAGGGGUCCAGAGUCUGAGAGAAGUCCUGGUACUGGCGUUGAUCGUACUCGAAUCCCGGGUUCUCAAACAGGGGCUCCUCCAGGUCAACUCGACCCUCAGCUCGAUCGAGUUGAGUUUCCUCUGUUUGGACUCGAUCGAGUCCGGUGGUCGAGCUGGAGCGUCUGGCCUUGGAACUCUUCCUCCUUCUCUGUGA